Molecule: messenger RNA, 1820 nt
Organism: Carassius carassius (crucian carp)
Lineage: Eukaryota; Metazoa; Chordata; Actinopteri; Cypriniformes; Cyprinidae
Product: gap junction alpha-5 protein-like
Exons: 2
Coding region: 295-1500 (401 amino acids)
Biological process (GO): cell communication
Cellular component (GO): connexin complex
Source: RefSeq, a predicted model, not a curated record
AUAUUAUUUCUCAGAGUGCUCUAUUCCCACAGUGGGAUGGGCACGAGGGGGCCUCCGUUAUUUAUGAACUCCAGUAUUUGCAUACUACAGUUUUGCAUAGAGAUACACUGCCAUUUUUCUUCAUUGCUUAGUAUAUCCCCACUGUCAUACAGACACCAGAGCUGGGCUACAUCUACAGGACCCCCGGGCCACAGAAUAACACCCCACUCAUUCAUCUGAAGAGGACAAGACCACAGAAGACUCAACCAAAGACAGUCUCAGAAAUCAGAAGUCAGACAGUGUUGGCGUGGAGUGAUGGGGGACUGGAGUCUCUUGGGGAAUUUUCUGGAGGAGGUGCAGGAGCACUCCACAAUAGUGGGGAAGGUGUGGUUGACCGUGCUGUUCAUCUUCCGUAUCCUGGUGCUGGGCACGGCAGCGGAGUCAUCAUGGGGCGACGAGCAGUCCGACUUCAUGUGUGACACACUGCAACCCGGUUGCACCAACGUCUGUUAUGACCGAGCUUUCCCCAUUGCCCAUAUCCGCUACUGGGUGCUGCAGAUCGUCUUCGUAUCAACACCAUCCCUCAUCUACAUGGGCCAUGCCAUGCACACUGUCCGCAUGGAGGAGAAGCGGAAACGGAAGGAGCAUGAGGAGAAGGGUGAAGAGGACAAAGGAGAGAAGGAGUAUUUGGAACAGAAAGAGGAUUUCAAAGUUCCAAAGACAAAUAUCCACCUAAAGGGGGCGCUGCUGCAGACGUACAUCCUGAGUAUUGUGAUCCGCUUGGUCAUGGAAGUGACCUUCAUUGUUAUCCAGUACAUGAUGUAUGGAAUCUUCCUGAAUGCUCUGUAUCCUUGUAACAUGUCGCCUUGUCCCAACCGUGUGAAUUGUUACAUGUCCCGUCCAACUGAGAAAAACGUCUUCAUUGUGUUUAUGUUGGCAGUGGCAGCAGUUUCCCUGCUCCUCAGUGUGCUAGAACUGUACCACCUUGGAUGGAAAAAGUGCAAGCAAUGCCUUCGAAAAUAUGCCGACAAAAAUGCCAGUGAUGUCAAAAGCAAAAGCGUUAAUGUUGUUUCUGUAGCCAAACUUGGCAAGACAAGUAUUCCAAUGGAACUGAGUGAAACAGCACAGCAACAUACCUCCCAAACGUGCACCCCACCCCCAGAUUUCAACCAGUGCCUAGCGUCAAGCCAAGGUCUGACAUCACCACCGCAUCUGCAUCACCAUCACCUUCAUCACAUCCACCAAUCCUGCCAGCCCUUCACCAACCACCUGGCCCACCAGCAGAACUCUGUCAACAUGGCCACUGAGCGGCAUCACCACAGCCACGAUGAUCUGGAGCCGGCUGUGGACUUCCUGCAGAUGAGUUACGAGAGUCCUGAGACUCGAGUUCUGGGUGAUAUGACACCCAGCGCCCCCUCCACGCCGUCCCCCCAACCAGGCUACUUCAGAGACAAGCGCCGGUUUAGCAAGACCAGUGGUACUAGUAGUAACCGAGACAGACCAGGUGAUCUGGCCGUGUAGGUUGGAUUAAAGGACCACCCUGGAGGAAGAUAUUUCUUCUAGAUAAAUUCAUUUCAUCUAGAUAAGAAAGGCUCGAAUAAAACCAUGAAUCAGAGGAUAAUGGAAGUGUGUAAGACAGAGAGAAUCUGUAUCAUUCUGGUUUCAUUGAAACUGUUGAAAGUGCAUGUACAUUUUAAUAGUGUGGGUCAGAUAAUCCUGAAUAAACGUGUGUUAAUAUUUAGAUGAAUGGAUGGUUGAAUGGAAGAUAAAAGGACUACUGAAAUAACUUUGUGGCAUUUACAAGAUAGAGUACUUGAUAGUUUUGCACACUGAUAAUGUUC